CUCGAAUACAGAAGGACACCUUCACAGGUUCAACACAGACAAAGCUUGUCAUUUCUCUUGCAACUGCCAGCCUCAGGUAUGAGGGCCUGCUUAGUAUUCCUUUGCUUACUGGCAGCAACAUUUGCCCUGUCUGUAAAGAGUAAACAUCAUGGAAAACAUCAUGGAUUGCAUAAGACUUCACAUGAAGCCAAAGAAAAGGACAUUAUCACAGAGAAGGCCAAUGAGCCACAGAUUUUACCCACUCUAGUCACGUUUGAGGCCAGCAGCCAGGAGCAGGAAGAUGAAGAACUGAGCUCCCAAGACAAUGCUAAUGCCAACAAGGAGGAGGGAGAGUUUGAGGAGACUGAAGAGAGCGACAAAAGGACUGCAGUCCUGCUAAGUGAGGAGGAGUUGGUAGACCUCUUGAAGAAAGAAGCAGAAGAAGAGCAGGAAGCAGAAGAAAGAGUGCUAGAGAAAGAAGAAGAAGUGGAGACGGACAAAGGCAAGGUGGAGCCUGGUGAGGCUGUGGAGGACGACAAAGCUGAGGUGAAGGAGAGGAAGUUGGACGACAAAUUAGAAAUUGAGGUGACAGAUGAGGAAGAAGAAGUAAAGGAUGAGAGUGUAGUGGAUACUGAAAUGCUGGAGAAAGGUGAAGAUGAGGUGGAAAAUAUGUCACUCAAGGAAAAGGAGAAAAAGUCUGUUGUAAAAAUAGCAGACAGAGAGGAGCAAGGUUCAUUGCUGGAGGAAACAGAUGGAAGCACAGAGUCAGAGAUCCCCGUUGAUCUUGAUUAUGCUGCUGAUAGUGGCAUCUUACAACCUCUACAGAUUGUAUCUGCUAAAGUAAAACCCAAAACAGAUAUUAAAGACAGGGAAACCCUUCAGAAAGGACUGCCCACCAUUGCAGAUGACUAUGAACAAGACACACAAAACACUGAGGCAGUGGACAGUGAGGAAGAUUCACAGGCCAAAUCCAAAGAUGUUGAUGAGAAAAAACCUGAAGCAAAUGUGGACCCUCAAGAACCAAAGAGAAGUACAGGGUUUGAAUCAGGUUCCGAACCGGCUGGAAAGGAGGAAGAGAAAAGUAAGAAUAACAGCGGAAGUCCCACCAAGGGAAAAACAAGGAAGCAAAAGAAGAACAAGAGGGCGAGGAAACACUCCCCACAGACUGAGGGAACACAGUCUGAACCAGAACGGAGCCAACAGGUUCCUCAGGCGUCUGAGGGCAAAAGUAUUGACAAUACUGUCCAAAAGGCAAAGAGGAGAAGUGCAGGAAAAUGGGGUCCUUUAGUUGGAAUGAAUCCAGUCCAGAUAAGAGCCACAGUGGAUCUCUACCCCAGCUCCAGGCCCUCUCUUGGUGGAGGCGUACAUCGCCCAGAAGCCCCUGCUGAUCCAUGUGACGACUUUCCCUGCAAACGUGGAAAGACGUGUAAGCUUGAUGCGGACAAUAAGCCGAGCUGCGUGUGUCAAGAGCCAUCAGAAUGUCCUCCCGGUGUGAAUGAGUUUGAUCACGUAUGUGGAACAAACAACAAAACAUAUGACACAUCAUGUGAACUCUUUGCUACUAAAUGCAACCUGGAAGGCACUAAGAGAGGACACAGACUUCAUCUGGACUACACUGGACCAUGCAAACUAAUACCUCCAUGUGUGGACACUGAGCUGGUCCAGUUCCCUCUACGAAUGAGGGAUUGGCUAAAAAAUGUGCUGCUGCAGCUCUAUGAACACGACUCCGUGUCUCCUGGCUUCCUUACACCUAAACAGCGUUUCAGAGUGAAGAAAAUCGAUGAGAGUGAGAGGCGUCUUCAUACUGGGGAUCACACUAUUGAGCUGCUCGCGCACGACUUUGAGAAGAACUACAACAUGUACAUCUACCCAGUGCACUGGCAGUUUGCACAACUGGACCAACACCCUUCUGACAGAAUCUUGUCCCACUCAGAGCUGGCCCCACUUCGAGUCCCUCUGGUGCCGAUGGAGCACUGCACCUCCCGCUUCUUUCAAGAGUGCGACGCUGACAAGGACAAGCAGGUGUCCUUCAAAGAGUGGACUUUCUGUUUUGGUAUCAAGAAUGAUGAUAUGGACACCAACCUGCUAUUCUGAGCUUCAUUUUGACCUCUAUCGACUACACAAGCAGCUUGAGACGGUGCAGCUUGAAGCCUCCAUGAACCUCUGUAACACAAGAAACUCGUCUGAAACAAACAUAUAAAAGAAACAAAUUUUUACCUCCUGCUAUAAAGGGCAAGUGUUGGUGGUCAUUUCUGUUAUUUUGUGUCAGACUAAGCUUUGGAUCUACAGUAUAUUUUUUAUUUAGACUAAGCUGCGAGAAUAAACUUUAUUAGAAUAUAAGAAAGUGUUCUGUUUAGCUGAAGCAUUCCAAACUGGGGAAUCAUCAGCUCAUUAGUAGAAAAGUUGUUGUACAUAGUACCAGGCUUUAAAAUAAUUGUGUUUUUUAUGUUGGAGUGAUUUAGUGCAGAAUUACUCUUUAAAUCAAGGUGAAGUAUCCUUCUACGGUGGGAAAUGUAAAACAAUAACUAUGUUUUUUCUAUCUUAGUAGCAAAUGCUGUAAAUGUUUGUCAGUGCAAAUGCGCUUCAUUGUAGCUCUAAUUAAAGCUUUAUGGAUAGCAGUGGACUUCACAAUAUCAUGACGUACAGUAGCAUAGUUCAGUAAUAAUGACUUUCCUUACAGCCCUGAAAUAAAGUUAUUGCAUCAUAUUUGUGGAUCCCAUUUGGGAAACAUCUGUUUAUGCUUUAAUAUCAUGUUUUAUUAAUUGGUAAAUUUCCCUGAUGCCACCAUGACAUGAAAAUACGAUCACUGCAAUAUUGCUUUUGAGAAUGCAAGUCACUGAUACCUGGUUAAGGUUUGCCACAUAAUCAUAAAUAAUAGCCCUCUGUAAGGUAACACAGCAAAAAAUAGCCUCUAGCAUGGUCAUGAUGAUUACACUGACUUGUUGUUUUGAGACAACGUGCGG
This is a messenger RNA of Anarrhichthys ocellatus (wolf-eel), 2942 nucleotides long. RefSeq names its product SPARC-like protein 1. Gene Ontology annotation, molecular function: protein binding; calcium ion binding; collagen binding. Bases 79 to 2073 code for a protein of 664 amino acids. The record is from RefSeq and is a predicted model, not a curated record. NCBI's taxonomy places the organism in Eukaryota, Metazoa, Chordata, Actinopteri, Perciformes, Anarhichadidae. The transcript is spliced from 11 exons. Gene Ontology annotation, biological process: anatomical structure development.